Molecule: messenger RNA, 659 nt
Organism: Nasonia vitripennis (jewel wasp)
Lineage: Eukaryota; Metazoa; Arthropoda; Insecta; Hymenoptera; Pteromalidae
Product: atrial natriuretic peptide receptor 2
Exons: 2
Coding region: 60-428 (122 amino acids)
Biological process (GO): receptor guanylyl cyclase signaling pathway; intracellular signal transduction; cGMP biosynthetic process
Molecular function (GO): peptide receptor activity; guanylate cyclase activity
Source: RefSeq, a predicted model, not a curated record
AUGGAAAUAAUUUUAAAACGAUAUUAUUAACGCAGGUGGAAACUAUAGGCGACGCUUACAUGGUGGUUUCGGGCUUGCCCGAACGCAACGGCGACGAGCACUCCAAAGAGAUAGCCCUGAUGGCCCUGGCUAUCCUGGAUGCAGUCAAAUCGUUCACGAUAAUACACAAACAGGACGCACAGCUGAGCGUGCGGAUAGGCGUUCAUAGUGGCCCUGUAUGCGCGGGUGUCGUCGGGCAGAAAAUGCCACACUAUUGUCUCUUUGGCGACACCGUCAACACGGCCUCUAGGAUGGAAUCGUCCGGUUUACCUUUAAAAAUCCACGUGUCACGAGCAACAAAGGAUAUCCUCGACAAGUACGCUACAUUCGAUCUCGAGUUGAGAGGCGACGUUGAGCUCAAAGGCAAGUGCAAAGUGACGACUUUCUAGCUGAUGGGUUGCUCAGAGCCAGAUCCACGACCACCUACUCCCAAGCAUCGGCGACACAGCACAAGCUUACAAGAGAACAGCACUACCCUCAAUCCCUUGAUCUUUCCGACAAACAAUGUCAACGGACCUAAACUACCUAAUGUAAUACAUUUAUCAAUUUGUCAGAGCUGUAAAUGUAAUCUAUUAUGAUAUCUUUCUCCUGAUGAGUACAAAGUAAAGAGAUUUUUUAAG